CUGAUUGGUUACCGUUACACCCCCGUAUAAAUACAACGGAAGCAAAACAAGAUUAACAUCGUCGAGUAAGAGUCAUCGCUGGUUCGCACGACGGAAAACAUUGAAAACGCCCCCCAGACAUCUGACACUGCAGUUGUGCUGUGUUGUCGGUAUUAGCGCCACUGUAUUUCCUGAAUAAUUGUUUUUGGGAAAUAACCAUGGAAGCUAAGUUAAAGAAAGAGUUGGGGACAACCAUGCUGAAGUCAGCUGGUCACUCAGGAGGUGGAUGUAUCAGCGAGGGCCAGAGUUAUGAUACUGACACUGGGAGAGUGUUUGUGAAGAUAAAUCACAAGAGCGAGGCCAAAUUGAUGUUUGAUGGGGAGAUGGCCAGUUUGGAAGCCAUUUUAAAGACAGAAACUGUAAAAGUCCCCAAGCCUGUGAAGGUGAUUGAGCUUGACACAGGAGGAUGUGUAUUUGUGAUGGAGCAUCUGGACAUGAGAGGUCUUAGCAAGUACUCAAAGCACUUAGGAGAGCAGCUGGCAGACCUGCAUCUUCACAACAAGAAACAGUUGGAAAAAUUAAAUAAAGAGCAGCAGACUUUGGGAAAAGGAGCUCAGCAGUCGGAGGUGGCUGCUGUUGGACAGUUUGGCUUUAGUGUAACUACAUGCUGUGGAUAUAUAGCACAGAAUAAUGAGUGGCAGGAUGACUGGGUGACAUUUUACUCACUGCAGAGGCUGGAGCACCAGCUUAACAUGGUGGAGAAAUCUUAUGGAGACAGGGAGGCCAGAGAACUAUGGGCCAAGCUACAGCUUAAGAUCCCUCAGUUUUUUACAGAUGUGGAGAUUGUCCCCGCUCUCCUCCAUGGAGAUUUAUGGGGAGGCAAUGUGGCAGAGUCUGCAGAAGGCCCAGUCAUCUUUGACCCUGCUUCAUUCUAUGGCCAUUCAGAGUUUGAGCUGGGUAUUGCAGGGAUGUUUGGUGGCUUCAACAGCUAUUUUUAUUCUGCCUACCAUGACAAGAUUCCUCAAACACCAGGCUUUGCAAAGAGAAACCAGCUUUACCAACUCUUCCACUAUCUGAAUCAUUGGAACCACUUUGGUGGUGGCUACAGAGGCUCUUCAAUAAGGAUUAUGAAGAACCUGCUGAAAUAAAUGCACUCACAGUCACUUGUAGAAAGCUUCACAAGUCUUAAAUGCAAGCCAAGUAUUAUAGAUAUAUUUUGACAGAUGCUAAUUUGACCAAAACUAGUGUGGCUAAUUGUUGAAGACAAUAAACAUAACAUUUUAACAUUGUAAUGUAUGUAAAAUACAAAAUCAACAUAACAAAAUUAUUUCUGCCCUUACUGCUCCACCUACACCACCUUGCUUUCAAAAUGGGGAAAACAUAAUCCAUAUAUUCCAGUUAAUGUCCUCAAAUUUAUGAUUUAACAAGAACUUAAACUUAACUAGUAUUCUUAAAAUUCAGUAUUUUUCUACUGUUACUUGUGUGUAGGUUACCUACAAUCAAACAUAAACCUCAACAUGCAAUACUAUAUGAAAGAAGGAAGGCCUUAGCACGCAAACUCAGUACUAGACCAACUUAAAACUCCUUGGUUUUUAUUUAAACAGUUUCUGCUAGUUGGAGAGUAAGCCACGUGUUUUGUGUAUUUUUUUUGCAUUCUUACUUGAAAGAACAUAUACCAAGAAGUUUUAAGAUGGUUUAAAACUGAGAUUUUUGUUAUGCUGCAAAAACUCUUAUUUUUUUAUUCUUUUGCAUUACCUGUGUUUGACCAGCACCGGACUGAAUUGUACUGAUGUGCAAAGAACAUUUGAUUUUCCCUGCGAAUGCAAUAUUAUAUCCUUAAUCUACAUUAUAAUAGCCUGACUGUUGAUGUCAUGCAGACCGACACACUACAUACACAUACAAAAUGUUGCUGUAUAGUAAUGAUUCAUUGCAAUAUCUGCUAUCUAUUGCUUAACCAACAAUAAAUCCUGGUAUGAGCCAAAGUCUCUGUCCUAAUCUGCUCUUUUUUGUAUCAGUCUGGCUUGAAACCUGUAGCAGGUCAAACAGUAAGUCCUCCAUCAUCGUAAAGAACUCACCAUCCCUCUUAUUGACUGACCCCUGCCUCCAGGAU
Xiphias gladius (swordfish) is the source of this 2089-nucleotide messenger RNA. Its product is annotated as fructosamine 3 kinase related protein. Lineage: Eukaryota; Metazoa; Chordata; Actinopteri; Istiophoriformes; Xiphiidae. The record is from RefSeq and is a predicted model, not a curated record. The transcript has 6 exons. Bases 198 to 1127 code for a protein of 309 amino acids.